AUGUCGCACUUCGGGAGAUCAAGGCUGCCAGACAUCAAGGACACCUACUCCCUCCUCGUUCUCAACAUCAACUUCCGCACCACUGCCGAUGAUCUCUUUCCUCUCUUUGAUCGGUACGGGAAAGUCAUUGACGUGUUCAUUCCAAGGGACCGGAGGACUGGAGAUUCACGAGGGUUUGCUUUUGUGAGGUAUAAGUAUGCUGAUGAGGCUCAGAAGGCUGUCGAUAGACUUGAUGGCAAGAAUGUGGAUGGUCGGAAUAUUAUGGUUCAGUUUGCAAAAUAUGGACCAAAUGCUGAGCGUAUACAUAAAGGAAAAAUUAUGGAAGCAGUUCCAAAGACAAGAGGAAGGUCAAGAAGUUGUAGCCCUCGGCCUAGUUAG
Zingiber officinale is the source of this 378-nucleotide messenger RNA. RefSeq names its product serine/arginine-rich splicing factor SC35-like. The record is from RefSeq and is a predicted model, not a curated record. Bases 1 to 378 code for a protein of 125 amino acids. The transcript has 6 exons. Lineage: Eukaryota; Viridiplantae; Streptophyta; Magnoliopsida; Zingiberales; Zingiberaceae. Gene Ontology annotation, molecular function: RNA binding.